GUAUAUAGAGAGAGAGAAAGUUUAAGAACCCACACAUAGAGAGAGAGAUUGAGGGAGUGAGAUAUCUGUGUCGGUGGAGUUAGAUAUUACCAUGGCCUCAAAGCUUCUGUUGAUUGCUGUUUUUGUGUUUGAUCUCAUUGCCUUUGGUUUGGCCAUUGCCGCGGAGCAGAGGAGAAGCACUGCUGUUAUCAGACAAGAUCCUGAAGUGCAGUAUAACUACUGUGUGUAUGACUCAGACAUUGCAACAGGCUACGGUGUGGGUGCAUUCUUGUUCCUCAUGGUCAGCCAAGCCCUCGUAAUGGGAGCAAGUCGUUGCUUUUGUUGUGGAAAGCCUUUGAGUCCCGGAGGUUCAAGAGCUUGGGCUGUUGUCCUGUUCAUCUUCUGCUGGCUGUUCUACAUCAUUGCUGCAACCUGCUUGUUAGCGGGUUCGGUAACAAACGCUUACCACACCAAAUACAGGACCAUAUUUUCCGAAAACCCUCCCUCUUGCGAAACUGUGAGGAAGGGUGUUUUUGCAGCUGGUGCAGCAUUCACUUUUUUCACGGCCAUAAUCUCUCAGUUCUACUAUAUCUGCUACUCUAAGGCGAGGGAGAGCUUCCAGCCAUAUGGCCUAGACACAGGUGUGGGCAUGGGAGCCUACAAGUGAGAUUCUCUAUGGUGACGAAUCGAUUACCGUUUGAUAUAUGUCUGUGACUGUCUGCACCCCCGUACUUUGAUUUGUUUUAGACGUUCCAUGUUCGAUUUAGUUUGUCUUGGGUUGUAUUAUAAGUCAAUUAUUUUUGCUUGUCCUUGUUACCUUGCUAUUUUUUGUACUUCUUAUCAUAUACAAAACAAUAGGAUGUCUUGUGUAUUUUGUGUACCACUGAUGAAAAAUGUUGACAAAUUUGUUGAACAAGUUAUUGAAUUUUCAAUGGUACCGGUAAGCAUAUGCCAGGU
Molecule: messenger RNA, 936 nt
Organism: Tripterygium wilfordii
Lineage: Eukaryota; Viridiplantae; Streptophyta; Magnoliopsida; Celastrales; Celastraceae
Exons: 3
Coding region: 92-646 (184 amino acids)
Source: RefSeq, a predicted model, not a curated record